Messenger RNA from Plutella xylostella (diamondback moth), 5004 nucleotides. The record is from RefSeq and is a predicted model, not a curated record. NCBI's taxonomy places the organism in Eukaryota, Metazoa, Arthropoda, Insecta, Lepidoptera, Plutellidae.
UUUCGCAUGGCGGACGUGCAAGGCGACACUGUUAUUUGUUGGUGAUAAUUCUAAUUAUCUCGUUGUGAUUGUGAUUCCUUAUGGAAAGACUAAUGCAAAUGCUACUAUUUCUUUGUGGACGUGCCCUUUUCAUUCCUUAGUAUCAGAUAAUGCUAAAGUGUUCUUUGAUUUUGUAUUUGUGAGAACUGCAUAGUAGUUUUAUCCUCUAAAAUGGGAAAAUGUGAUGAAGCUAGUGUGGAAGUGAAUAUGGGGGACUCGGCGUCCCCCAUGAAACCCGACAAUUUUACUUUUACUGUGCCCCCGGAGGCUCCUGUCUUCGAGCCAACACCUGAGGAGUUCCAGGACCCCCUCGCGUACAUCAAUAAAAUUCGACAUAUUGCCGAGAAAUCUGGGAUUUGCAAGAUUAUCCCACCCGAGCACUGGCAACCCCCCUUCGCAGUGGAUGUGGACCGGCUACGGUUCACCCCGAGGAUCCAGAGGCUCAAUGAGUUGGAGGCCAUCACCCGAGUCAAGCUGAACUUCCUGGACCAGAUCAUCAAGUUCUGGGAGCUGCAGGGCUCCACCCUCAAGAUCCCCACCGUGGAGAAGAAGCCGCUCGACUUGUAUGCGCUGCACAAGAUUGUGCGGGAGGCUGACGGCUUCGAAGUGUGCACCUCGGAGCGGAAAUGGUCGAAGAUCGCGCGGCGCAUGGGCUUCCCGCAAGGCAAGGGCAUCGGCUCCAUCCUGAAGAACCACUACGAGCGGAUCCUGUACCCGUACGAUGUGUUCAAGAGCGGUGGCGCUGUGGGGGAUAAUAAGGAUUCGAAGGUCGAAGUGAAAGGCGAACAGACCCCAGAGAAGGUCAAUCCAGCCAAUCGCAGGCGUUCAGCCACUAAAUGCAGCCCGGCGGCCACGCCCCCCCCUUCUAGAAGGUUCAAGCUGAGCUCGCCUGAGCCCAAUGCCGAGGGAAGUAGGGCCGAAGGUGCCUUGACGCCGAAGGAAGAGAUUUCACCGCAGAAGGAAGGGGCUGAGAAUCGAAGGAGUCCACGCGAGAACAAAUGGGCCGGCGGCACGGGGUCCCGAGUGACUCGCUCCACCAAACUGCGCGAACACCGCAUGUCCAACAUGACGGUGUCGGUGACGCCGGCGCCGAAGCCUCUGGGGGACCCCCUGGUGGCUAAUGACCCGCUAGCAAAAUACAUGUGCCGCAACUGCGGGCGCGGCGACAUCGAGGAGCAGAUGUUACUCUGCGACGGCUGCGACGACUCGUACCACACGUUCUGUCUGCUGCCGCCUCUCCACAUCGUGCCUAAAGGCGACUGGAGAUGCCCCGUGUGCAUCGCCACUGAGGUAUCUAAACCAACAGAAGCGUUUGGCUUCGAGCAAGCAUCUCGCGAGUACACGCUACAACAGUUCGGAGAAAUGGCCGAUCAGUUCAAGUCGGACUACUUCAAUAUGCCAGUUCACAUGGUGCCGACGUCGACGGUGGAGAAGGAGUUCUGGCGCGUGGUGUCGUCCAUCGACGAGGACGUCACCGUCGAAUACGGGGCCGACUUGCACUCUAUGGACCAUGGAUCUGGGUUCCCGACCAAGUCCAGCGCCCACUUAUACCCCGGGGAGCAGCAGUAUGCAGAGUCCAGCUGGAACCUCAACAACCUGCCCGUGCUGGAGGGCUCCGUGCUGGGCCACAUCAACGCAGACAUCUCCGGCAUGAAGAUCCCAUGGCUGUACGUGGGCAUGUGUUUCGCCACAUUCUGCUGGCACAACGAGGACCACUGGAGCUACUCCAUCAAUUACCUGCACUGGGGGGAGCCGAAGACUUGGUACGGCGUCCCGGGUUCAAAAGCCGAACAAUUCGAGGCGGCCAUGAAGGCCGAAGCCCCUGAACUGUUCCAGCUACAACCAGACCUGCUGCACCAGCUGGUCACCAUCAUGAACCCCAACAUACUGAUGAAGGCCGGCGUGCCCGUCUACAGAACGGACCAGCACGCCGGCGAGUUCGUGAUAACGUUCCCGCGCGCCUACCACGCGGGCUUCAACCAGGGCUACAACUUCGCGGAGGCCGUCAACUUCACCCCGCCCGACUGGCUAAAAAUGGGUCGCGAGUGCAUAGCCCACUACUCAACGCUACGUCGCUACUGCGUGUUCUCACACGACGAGCUGGUGUGCAAGAUGGCGCUGGAAGCCAACAGCCUGAGUCUGGUGGUGGCUUUAGCUGCCUAUAGGGAUAUGAGGACCAUGCUGCAUGAUGAGAGGAAGCUCAGGAAGGGGCUGUUGGACUGGGGCGUAACACAAGCCGAGCGAGAAGCCUUCGAACUCCUCCCCGACGACUCCCGCCAGUGCCAGCUGUGCAAGACCACCUGCUUCCUGUCGUGUGUGACCUGCGCAUGCACAGGCAGCGUGGCGUGCCUGCGCCACUACGCCGACCUGUGCGCCUGCGCGCCCGCGCUGCGCACGCUCAGAUACCGCUACACGCUAGACGAGCUCGGCGCGACACUGGACCGCCUGAAACAGCGUUCUGAGGCGUUCCGCGAGUGGGCCGAGGCGGUCAGGGAAGCCCUAGACCCAGACACGCCCAAGACCUGUGACCUGGACCGACUGAGGCACCAUAGAGACACGGCGCGGGACCUUAAGAUCCACAAAACCGACCUAGUCCGAGCCCUAGACACGGCGAUCGAGGACGCGGAGAAGUGUCUCUCCGUCAUCCAGCAGCUGGACCUGAACAAGAUGCGCACGCGCACGCGCACGCACGACCCCAAGUACCGCCUGACGGUUGAAGAGUUAAGACUGUUUGCUGAGGAGAUUGAUCAGCUGGCCGCGGUGUUGCCUGAAGGAUCAGCAGUAAAGGAGGUGCUACGUCAGACGGAGGAGUUCGAGCGUCGAGCCACAGACAUCCUGUCUGAAGAGCUGGACGACACUGACCCACAGAUGCUCAGGGAUUUGGAGGAGACAGUAGAACUGGGCUCCCAACUCUGCAUAAUCCUGGACCAGCUCCCCCCGCUCCAAGCCCGUCUGGCUCAAGCCAAGUUCCUGGACGAGGUCAAGGGCUACAAGGAAGACCACGCCAGUCUCACCCUCGAGGUCAUCGAUAGACUGAUAGCGGAGGCGAAUACCGUGGUCCCGCAUAAGAGAGUUCAGGCGGAGUUCGCGUAUUUGAGCAAGCUUAAAGAGCAAGUAGAAGACUGGGAGUCCAAAGCCCGCGCCCUCCUCACCGCCGACGCCUCCUCCCACACGACACUAGACGAGCUGCACCAGCUGCUAUCAGCCGGCGAGCAGCUCCACGCCGCGCUGCCCAGCACGCACGCGCUGCACGCCGCUGCCCAGCAUGCUGCGGCUUGGCUGCAGAAGGUGGAAGAGAUGCAGUCCAAAGACCACUACCCCUACUACCACACAGUCGAAGCGCUCGUCAAAAAGGGUCAAGCCAUCCCGGUGGCCCUGUACGAGAAGGAACAGCUGAGUGCCGCUCUCCAGUCGGCACGGGAGUGGAAGCAGGGCGCCGAGAACAUGUUCUUGACUAAGAGCUGGCCGCAUUCCCUAAUGGAAGCCCUAUGCCCGCGCACGGAAACCACCUCUCGCUCGCGCCGGCGCCGCACCACGACUGACCCUCAGCCUUCCUCAUUAGAGGCGGGGUUGUUCCUCAAGAACUUUAGCGAGGAGUCAUCGCCGGCUGAGAUCGUGGCCGCCUUCAAGCAAGCUGAGCAACGGGAGCUACAGUUACUGAAGGAAGCCAGAUCCCGCAACAUGCGCAAAGACGUCCGAGCGGCCCCCUCCCCGACCGUCACAUUCUGCGUGUGCCAGAAGCGGCAGUACGGCGUGAUGAACCAGUGCGAGCUGUGCAAGGACUGGUUCCACGCCUCCUGCGUCCCGCCCGCCCGCGAGUCCCGCUCGCAGUCGCCGGAAGGCUCCCCGCCCGCCCCGCGCGCGCCGCCCAAGUUCCUGUGCGCCGACUGCCGCCGCACGCGCCGCCCGCGCCUGGAGAGCAUCCUGGCUCUACUUGUUUGGCUACAAAAGCUUCCAGUCCGCCUAGCCGAGGGCGAAGCCCUCCAAUGCGUAACAGAACGAGCCAUGGCGUGGCAGGACAACGCGCGCGCCGCGCUCGCCUCGCACCACCUGCACCACGAGCACUACUCGCGGGAAAACAGAGAAAAGUCGGACAAAUUAAAUGCUGAACUGAAAAAAGCCACCGGAAGAUCGCACGAUUCACAGAACUCACAAAAUGCAAGAUCAUCAGCGAGCGUAGAACACGCUUACAGCGCGUCCCCGCGUCCCCCCGCCCCCCGCGCGCCCCCCGCGCUGCUGCACAAGCUGGAGCAGCUCAUGCUGGAGGGGGAUCUGUUGGAGGUGACCCUAGACGAGCAAGCGCACAUGUGGUCCGUGGUCUACGCGUGUCGCGACGCGCGCACGCGCCGCACGCGCCUCGACGCGGGCCGCCGCCGCGCGCCGCUCAAACAGCGCGCCACGUUGAAGACACACGCCGCGGGGAAGGCGCAACAUUCGGGACACAAAGGACCUACAGCAGCACCAAAAGCAACAGUGAAACGUGGAAACUCAACCACAACCAACUACUUAAAUAGAAAACAGGGCAUGUCCACAUCGGGCCUGAUGAUGAGGAAGCACUACAUGGCGCGGCAGGAGCGGCGCAAGCGCGGGGCGGCGCCCGCCACGAGACCCAAGCCCGCCAAGCCGCAAGCUAAAGCCGCGAGCCGAGCGCGCGCCCCGCGCAGCCCCUCCGCGCACUCGAGUUCCUCGUCUCAUUCAUCAGAUGACGAGGACUGCGCGGCGCCCAGCUGUCUCAGACCCACUGGUAAAGUGGACUGGGUGCAAUGCGACGGCGGCUGCGAGCAGUGGUUCCACAUGCACUGCGUGGGGUUAUCGCGAGCGGCGUUACGUGAGGACGAUGACUACGUCUGCGGGGCCUGCGCGCAGAGGAGCAAGCAACAGGACUAGGGGGUAGGAUCGAAGGAUCAGUUUUGGAGACAGGAGCCAGCAACAAGAGUAGAAGGAUAGGAUCGAAGGACGAGUUUU